This is a messenger RNA of Linum tenue, 969 nucleotides long. Lineage: Eukaryota; Viridiplantae; Streptophyta; Magnoliopsida; Malpighiales; Linaceae. The record is from the annotation of a GenBank genome assembly.
AUGCAGAGCAAUACUACUGCAGUUCACCCCGCCGGUUUCAUCCUGCUGACCCGCGACAAAAUGCCGGGUCCACGCCCAGCCGACGACAGCCAGCACCGCCGCCUGCAGGCCCACAUCGGCAACCACAACCACCACCGCGGCAGCGGCAGCAGCAUCGAGGAGCAGAUAUUCGGGUCGGACGAGUUCCGGAUGUACGGGUUCAAGAUCAAGCGGUGCAACCGGACCCGGAGCCACGACUGGACGGACUGCCCCUACGCCCACAAGGGCGAGAAGGCCACGCGCCGGGACCCCCGCAAGGUCCCCUACUCCGCCGUCGCCUGCCCGUGGUUCCGCAACGGCGCCUGCCCCAACGGCGACCUCUGCGACUUCGCCCACGGCGUCUUCGAGUACUGGCUCCACCCGGCCCGCUACCGCACCCGACCCUGCAACUCCGGGCCCUUCUGCCAGCGCAAGGUCUGCUUCUUCGCCCACUCCCCGGACCAGGUCCGACCCGACAACCACAACCACCACAACAAGUACUCCUCCUCCUCCUCCGCCUCUUUCCACCACCGUCGCAAGCUCAUCCGCCCGGGGGAUACCGCCGCCGCGCCGCCCUUGCUGCUGCUGCUCGAUAAUUCUACUGCAGCUGCCAAUAAUAACGGUGUCGUCACUCGGCAGGGUUCUGGAUCGGCGGCUGAGCUGGAGAACGACGGUUGUUGCUACUUCCGCACGGCGGCGGCCCCGACGGGAUCGGAGGAGGUCUUCUGGACGCCGAUGAGGCUGGACGGGGGGAGUUACUUCGAUGGUGUGUCCGAGUUUCUGAACAGCUUGCGGAAAUUGAGCAUUAGUGGUGAGGAAGAAGAAGAGGAGCAGGAUACUGAUGAUGAUGAUGAUGGUGGUGAUCGGGUUUUUUCGGUUCACCGCCGGCAGAUUGAGCCGCCGACGGAUGAAUUGCCGCAGAUUGACUGGGUUUCCGACUUGGUCAAUUGA